Molecule: messenger RNA, 501 nt
Organism: Eimeria mitis
Lineage: Eukaryota; Apicomplexa; Conoidasida; Eucoccidiorida; Eimeriidae
Exons: 4
Coding region: 1-501 (166 amino acids)
Source: RefSeq, a predicted model, not a curated record
AUGAGGGCCGGAGGUGCAGCAAGAGCUGCAGCAGCAGCAGCAGCAGCAGCAGCAGCACCAGCAGCAGCAGCAGCAGAGCCAGCAGCAGCAGCAGCAACGAUAGCAACAACACCAGCAACUGCAGCAACAGCAGCAGCAACGUAUGCAGCAACAGACUCAGAUACUGGGGACUCGACAGAGCCGCAGCAGCAGCAGCAGCUGCUGCUGCAGCAGCAGCUGCAGCAGCAGCAGCAGCAGCACGAGGAAGAUAUGAGAGCAGCAGCAAAACCUUUAGCUGUUGCUGAUGCCAGCAGCAGCAGCAGCAGCAGAGCCAGCAGCAGCAGCAACAACGAUAGCAACAACACCAGCAACUGCAGCAACAGCAGCAGCAACUGCAUAUGGCUUGCAGCAGCAGCAGCAGAAGGAGCAGCAGCAGCAGCAGGAACAGCAGCACACACCGCAACGGUAGCGCACGCAGCAGCAGCAGCAGCAGCAGCAGCAGCAGCAGCAGCAGCAGCGUAG